AGUGGUGUUUUAGAACACAGAGCAAAGUGGGACUGUGAGUGUGUGACACAGCAAAAGAGGAAGGGAGAAGGCAGUCAGCCAAAAACAUUUCGAAUGAAGUACAAACGCAUAAUGGGAGCUACAACAUAAAAAAAAGGAAUACUUUUAGAUUUUAUGGGAGACCAGGAGAACAUUUGGAGAUGAAGAUCAGAUCAAAUCGGAUGACCAAUUUAUGCAGAAAUCCAGAUCAUGGAGAGUGUGAGCACGCCUGCCGUGUUCAACCUAUCAGAUCUAUCAGUGGAGAUGAACUCAUCGUCUCGCCAGUGGUCUUACUCGGAGUACAGCGAGGCUGUAGCGGUGCUACUAGGCAUCCUCAUGGCCCUGCUAGUGAUGUGCAUCGUCUUUGGCAACGUGCUGGUCAUCACCGCCAUCGUGCGCUUCCAGCGGCUGCAGACGGUCACCAACAUGUUCAUCACCUCUCUGGCCUGUGCUGACCUGGUCAUGGGCCUGCUGGUGGUGCCCUUCGGCGCCUGCUACAUCCUCCUCAACACCUGGCACUUUGGCAGCUUUCUCUGUGAGUUCUGGACGGCGGCGGAUGUCUUGUGUGUGACGGCCAGCAUCGAGACGCUGUGUGUGAUCGCACUGGACCGCUACCUGGCCAUCACGUCGCCGCUGCGCUACCCAUCCCUACUGACCAAGCGCAAGGCGUGCGUGGUGGUGGUGACGGUGUGGGGGGUGGCCGCCCUCAUCUCCUUCCUGCCCAUCCACAUGAAGUGGUGGGUGUCUGAUGAGCCCGAGGCGCUCAGCUGCCUGGAAGAUGCUCACUGCUGUGACUUCAACACCAACGCUGCCUACGCCGUAGCCUCCUCCGUCGUCUCCUUCUACAUCCCCCUGGCGGUCAUGGCCUUUGUCUACGGACGCGUCUUCCAGGAGGCCAGGAAGCAGCUGGAGAAGAUCCGUGGCAGCGAGGGGCGCUUCCAUGCCCAGAUGAUUGACAACAACCAGGGGCAGGAUGGUGGGGACGGGAGCGGCGGAGGAGGGGGGAACGGAAAGAGACCUAAGUUCUGUCUGAAGGAACACAAAGCCCUAAAGACGCUGGGAAUCAUCAUGGGCACCUUUACCCUCUGCUGGCUGCCCUUCUUUGUGCUCAAUGUGGUGGUGACCAUCUGGAAGGUGGACAACAUUAAAAUGCCUUUCAGGAUAUUAAACUGGAUAGGAUACGCCAACUCAGCGUUCAACCCCCUCAUAUACUGCAGGAGUCCUGAGUUCAGGUAUGCCUUCCAGGAGAUUCUGUGCCUGAGAGGGGCUGCUUUCCCCACCAAUGGAUACAUAUAUAGGGGUCACAGCUUGCGCCUAAGCCCCAAGGACAAGCCAGGCAGUCUUUCACAUAAUGUUGGGACCGUGGAGCUGGGCUCUCUGUCUAGUGUCACCAACAUAAACGGGUAUUGCAAUAAUCCUCCUCUUGCCUCCAUUGUCUGAAGCGCAGGGUGUUACAAUGAGACUUGUCUUUCUCGUUUAGUCAGACCCGGUAUGCAGACACGGGAUAGGAAAUGACAUGUGAAUCUAUUUCCAUAUUUAAAUGCAUUACUAUAAGAAUAUUAUUCUAGUAAUGUGUAGGUUAUUAAAUGUUUAAUACUUUCCCUCUUAAUAUUGAACAAAGUCUGCAAAAUACAUAGGAAGUCUAUGGUUUGCGGAUGUAAUCAUGUGUGUGUAUGUGUGUGGUUUGUGGACAUGAGUACGUGCACAUGUUAUGUUCUCUAGUGCUUACUCCUGUGUGCAAAUGAACACCACGGUUCAGGUACUAGGUUCAAGUUUCAAGUUCAGUUGCACAAACAUUUGUUAUAUUGUUCUAAGUUAAAAACAAAUUACCUCAUCAGCAUCAUUUUCGAUUCAGCUCCUUAUCUUAGAGCUCCGAGAACAAAUAAUUAUAGUCUGUUUGUAUGUUGUAUGAAAAAUGAAUAAUGUUGUUAGUUGAACUGACUGUUCUUUACUGGCAGCGGGCUGAAUGAGAUGGAAAUGCCAGGGUAGGAGAGGUAGGAGAGAAUUAACAGGCAGAACAAGAGAUCAAAUCAGGGUUAACAGUAAUAUCUGUGACCCCCACUACUGGCUGUAGCCAGCUCUCUGUAUGUAACACAUUCCAUAUUGAUCUGGGUCUCUCCCAGAGCCAGCUCAGGGACUUCUGUCUGUGUGAUUCUAUACACUCCCUCUGCCAUGGCCCAGAAAUCCAACUCUGAUGAGGGACAGCAGGUGCACAUAAUCACAGGCAGGCGCUAUUACCAGCUACACCACACACGUUGCCCCAUUCCUCCAACCACUCUUCAAUACCUCAACCUUCACCCCCCCCCAAUAUCACCAUUUCAUAACUGAGGUUACAGACGCCUGUCCUGUCGCCUCUCAGACAGUGAAUAAGGACACACAGACAGAAGCCUUUAGUGUGGACCUUACUUUUGUGACUCAGUAACCCCUUGCAAGUACAGUGGUCAGAGCAGCAAUACCUUAAUGCUGGGUAGUGUGGCCACCACUGUACGUCAUUCUGAUACCAAUAUCCAGCCAGUAUACUUAGUCUGUAAAGCUAUGUUUAGGGAUUGCUUUCACACUCUACCGUGCUGGUUUUCUUUUAAAUGACUAGCGUGGAUACUGAGAACUGUUGCUGAUGUUAUUGUGCUGCUCUCCGUUAAUGUUGCUCUUGUGUUGUUGCUGUGAAGUUUCAGUGUUUACAGAGAUUCCUGGACAAACUGUCUGAUUGGGGAUACAAUUAAAGUGUACCAUACAUUUACACAAUGUACUGACUAGCUAAAAAAUAUAAGGAAAUAAACCCCUACACUAUAGCAUCGGCAUAACCUGCACACAUUCUUGUCUGAGGAAGAUAAACUGUAAGAUUUUCAGAGCAAUUUACAGAAGCAAUUCUACGUGUCUUGCUCAAGGGCACAUCAGAUUUUUCACCAUAGUCACCUCAGGGAUUUGAACCAGAAACCUUCCAGCUACUGGACCAAUGCUCUUAAAAGCUAGGCUAUCUGCCGCCACAGUAGUGAUGAAUGAUGUAGGAGUCUGGGUGGAUUUUGUCCAGGUGUUAAUGAAUAGAAACCUUGGUAUCACAUUCAGGCUGUAAUGAACUAGGUUAACGGUGUAGCACACAGUGUACUUGCACUACAAUGUAUUCGCAGACUGCAUCAUGUCAGCCAAGUGAAAAAAGUUAAUCUAAAAUGUUCACUUGCUGUAAAUGUUCAUAAUUAUUUAAAACAUUUCUUAGUAUAUAGGCCUAUACUAAAUCCUAUUACUUUACAAUUGUUUGGAUAGCUAUGUGUGUGUAUGUGUCUGUCUGUAUGUACCUGUGCUAACUGUAUGAGUAUGACUGUGUUUAGACAAUUUUUGAAGCUUUGAAUUCAUAGGAAAAGAUGACGUACCGUGUGUGGUAACUCACAAACCCACCCCCUUUUUUUAUGGACACGAGGACACUUUGAUGUAUGUACUGUACAUGUGAAUAAUGUAUUAUCCUAACAUCGCAAAAUGU
Messenger RNA from Oncorhynchus mykiss (rainbow trout), 3490 nucleotides. NCBI's taxonomy places the organism in Eukaryota, Metazoa, Chordata, Actinopteri, Salmoniformes, Salmonidae. The record is from RefSeq and is a predicted model, not a curated record.